AUGUUGUUAUUGCUCGUUGUAUGCAGCAGCUUGUUCUCCCUGGCAAGCGGCCAGAUGGUUCCGCACUGUACAUGUGCUCAAGUAGCACCUUGUGAAAACGGAGCCAAAAGUAACAUCAUGCAGUGUGCUGAUCAGUGUCAGAAGCAUGUAGCUGACCUAGGAGCAAGUUAUCCAGCAAUGAGAUCUUGCCUUCUUGCAAAAGAACCUAUGCUACAAUCAGUUAUUAAUUGUGAAAAAUCACAAUUGAAAGGAGCGUGUGCUGCAUCUCCUGGAGGACAAGUACCAAAGAGAUAUCCAGAAACACUCAAGAUGGCGGCAUAUACUGAGAUUAACAGUAUCCUUUCUCGCUCAGGAAUACAAGCCGAGGCUAAAGCUUUCCUUGCUGCCGGAAAGAAACUUGCCAGUUGUGUCAUGAAAUGUAUGCAAAGAGGAACUGGCCAGUGCUUCAAACGACUUGGAUGUGGACUGGCUCUUCCACCUGACAAUGUUAUCGUCCAAUCAACAAAGAGGUGUGCCAUUCAAGCAGGAUUCAAUACACCAGGUGUCCAACAACUUUGCAACUGUGUUGCUUCCGCUGGAGUAAGGAACCUGGCUGCUCUUUGCAAUCGCAUACAGAUCUCAUGA
This is a messenger RNA of Auanema sp. JU1783, 624 nucleotides long. The record is from the annotation of a GenBank genome assembly. Lineage: Eukaryota; Metazoa; Nematoda; Chromadorea; Rhabditida; Rhabditidae.